Molecule: messenger RNA, 2985 nt
Organism: Rana temporaria (common frog)
Lineage: Eukaryota; Metazoa; Chordata; Amphibia; Anura; Ranidae
Gene: FERMT2
Product: FERM domain containing kindlin 2
Biological process (GO): cell-matrix adhesion; integrin-mediated signaling pathway
Cellular component (GO): extrinsic component of cytoplasmic side of plasma membrane; focal adhesion
Molecular function (GO): integrin binding
Source: RefSeq, a predicted model, not a curated record
GUGGCUGGAUUAGCGGUCUGCAUUGCUUUGCUUCCUUCCUAGAGGGAGAAGGGGAGAGCAGAGCUCCUCCAUCCCCCAAUCCCAGCACUCAGAGGCCCGGAUGUUGGCUCCAAUCCUGGCUUUUUAUUCACUUCCAUAAAAGGGCAGAGAAGAGUCUGAAGACUCCUCCGAACUUCCCUCACUUUGCUGGACCCUGAAAAGUUUUCCUCCUCCUGUGCUCCCCUCUGAGGCUCGCUGCCCCUCCUCCAGGCUGCUGCUCAGUUAGCGGUUGUGAGAAUAGAGGAGAGGAGAAGAGAGGAGAAAAGAGGAGAGCAGGGAGAGAAAGCAGGGAGAGGAGAGGAGGGGGAGUGACUGCAGCAGAUUGAGAAGCAGUGACGUGAUCCCAGCCUGGAGAGCUCAGCCAGGGGGACUCCAUUAUCUGAGGCACACAGCCUGCCCCUGUCCUCCUCUUCAUUGUCCAGCCUGGGUGACCACUGUGCAAGCAGAGAGGAUGACCAAUAUGGCGCUGGACGGGAUACGUAUGCCGGACGGCUGCUACGCCGAUGGCACCUGGGAGUUGAAUAUCCUGGUGACGGACAUGAACCGGGACGUGACGCUACGAGUGACGGGCGAAGUGCACAUCGGAGGGGUGAUGCUGAAGCUGGUGGAGAAACUCGAUGUAAAGAAAGACUGGUCUGACCACGCGUUAUGGUGGGAGAAGAAGAAGACGUGGCUCCUGAAGACGCACUGGACCCUCGACAAGUACGGUAUCCAGGCCGAUGCCAAGCUCCAGUUCACCCCACAGCACAAACUGCUCCGGCUGCAGCUGCCCAACAUGAAAUACGUGAAGGUGAAAGUCAACUUCUCCGACCGAGUCUUCAAAGCCGUCUCCGACAUCUGCAAGACUUUCAGCUGUGAAGUGACUCCCGAUGUCAACAUUUCCGGACAGAAGUUCAUCAUUAAGCUCCUCAUCCCGGUGGCUGAAGGAAUGAAUGAGAUCUGGCUGCGCUGCGACAAUGAGAAGCAAUACGCUCACUGGAUGGCAGCCUGCCGAUUGGCAUCCAAAGGGAAGACCAUGGCGGACAGUUCCUACAACCUGGAGGUCCAGAACAUCUUGUCCUUCUUGAAGAUGCAGCACCUAAACCCGGACCCUCAGUUCAUUCCCGACCAGGUCAACUCUGACAUCAACCCGGAGUGUGUCGUCUCGCCCCGUUAUCUGAAGAAAUACAAGAACAAACAGCCAGGCUAUGUAAGAGAUUUGAUCACGGCCCGGAUUCUGGAAGCCCAUCAGAACGUCGCCCAGAUGAGUCUCAUAGAAGCAAAGAUGAGGUUUAUCCAGGCCUGGCAAUCCUUGCCCGAGUUCGGCAUGACCCAUUUCAUUGCCAGGUUCCAAGGAGGGAAGAAGGAGGAGCUGAUUGGCAUCACCUAUAACCGGAUCAUCAGGAUGGAUGCCCACACCGGCGACGCCAUUAAAACGUGGAGGUUCAGCAACAUGAAACAAUGGAACGUCAACUGGGAGAUAAAAAUGGUAACCAUAGAGUUUGCUGAUGAAAUGAGACUCUCCUUCAUCUGCACAGAAGUAGAUUGCAAAGUAGUUCAUGAAUUUAUCGGCGGCUACAUCUUCCUGUCCACGCGGGCCAAGGACCAGAACGAGAGUCUGGAUGAAGAAAUGUUCUUUAAACUCACAAGCGGAUGGGUGUGAGUUCAAUGACUCGGCUCCCCGCCCCCCCACCUCCCAGCCCCCCACCCACACCCCAUUUAUCAGAGCUGUCCUAUCUUUAUUUUCCUAAGUAUGCUGCUUAAGAAAAAACGAAAUAAAAUAAACAUAAGCUUGAAAUGUAUCCACUCUAUGAAAAGAAAAAAGCACUUCCAUCUUCCACCACCGGGAUGUAUCAAGGUUCUGACGGCCGUUCAAGAAACAUGGCGGGAGUGUUGACGCGUUUCGCCCGAGACCUGAAACUCGCAAAGGGGUCCUUUUUUUUUUUUUUUUCUGGGGACUAAAUUAUGAACUAAGCAAAAGGAAAGUGCAAGUGUUUUUAAAGCCAUUAACGACGUGACUGCGCAGGGCUUCAACCUAUCCGCACCACCAGUCCGGUGUAACGCAUGUAUUUUUAUAUUUCAGUGACCGAGGGGAUUUUGUAAAAUUUUUUUUUUUUUUUUUUUUUUUUUUUUUUUUUAUGCUUAUAUAGCAAUUAGGUCAAUGUUUAAAGUGUUGCGCUGUUUGGAGAACACAAUGGUCCUAUUAUAGGGUGGCUGUUGCCUAGCUACAGCGGUUGCCAUUUUGAAAAAAAAAGUCAGUCGAUUGGCCUCAAAACUUGGCGGAGUUUUUUUUUUUUCUUUUUUUUUGCCUACGAAUGUUUUUGGAUAGCCUGCAAAAUGGCCGUUUCUACUUUUUAGCUUCACGAAGUGCCUGAUUGGUGUCAUCAAUUCCCCCCCGUCCUAACUAUUGAUUGGCUAACCAACGAAACGCCUUCCGAUUUUAUUUAUCGGGUAAAAUCCAUUGGUGGAGGCCAAUAAAAAAAAAUGUCCGUCGCAAACCCAUUGCCUCGUGAAGUGCCUCGAUGUGUCCGCCAAGCGGAUCGGACGCCAUAUUGGCUCAUCUGCGGAAAUGGCCGUCACCUCUGUGCCUGGGCAAGAGUACACUGCGAAAAGUCCACGAAUCACGUCACCCCCCCACCCCUCCCCCGAUAUACCUUCUACUGUCUACACCUUAUAGUAUUAAAGAACAUGUAGUAUUCACCAGCGUAACUGCGUCAAAUAUGCAAUGUUCGUGACAAUAUGAAGUAAAGGUCUAAUGAAGUAUCAUUUUUUUUGUGUAACUUAUGUAAAAACACAGAUUUUAUAAAAUUGUACAGUGUUUUUUUUUUUUUUCUUACUUUACUCACAUUUUUUAUUUUUAUUUUUUUUGUUUGUUUUUGUUUUGCCUAUUAUAUCUACAUUUAAAAAUAUGCCUUUAUGAAUGUAUUCUGUAUUUUGAUUUUAGUAUUAAAGGAUGUUGCUACAAUA